This is a messenger RNA of Pecten maximus, 1763 nucleotides long. RefSeq lists its product as uncharacterized. NCBI's taxonomy places the organism in Eukaryota, Metazoa, Mollusca, Bivalvia, Pectinida, Pectinidae. Gene Ontology annotation, cellular component: BRCA1-A complex; plasma membrane; BRCA1-BARD1 complex. Gene Ontology annotation, biological process: positive regulation of transcription by RNA polymerase II; negative regulation of fatty acid biosynthetic process; double-strand break repair via homologous recombination. The coding region runs from base 942 to 1763 and encodes 273 amino acids. The record is from RefSeq and is a predicted model, not a curated record. The transcript is spliced from 9 exons. Gene Ontology annotation, molecular function: ubiquitin-protein transferase activity.
UUGACCAGGAAUGAAGCCACUAGUUGGAUAGUUUUUGUUUGUGUUUAAAACCUAGGGUUUUAAUGGAAAGAUGUGCCCAAAUUUCGAAAUACAUGUAGAGUAUAUCAACUUAACUCGGCACUGGGGACGAGUGACAAGGACGACCCAACUCGGCACCGGGGCAUUUCCACUCGUCUGGACGAGUGGAGGAGUACUUAAUGAAAGCCCUGAGUGUCUGUGUACUCAUAUUCUUCAAUUUCUUGCGAUAAACCUAACGUAAAUAUUGGGCCAAGUGAACCGUAUUUAACGCUGGUCAUGGUGUGAGUAUCAGAUUUAAUCGAUUAGUAGAUCGUGUUUACCCCUGACUGGUGCAAUAAUGAAUAAAUUGAACAUCGUUCUGAAUUACCUCACAAUAUAACAAUAGAAAAGGUCAAUCCUCUUUAAUUUCUAGCGCUUUAAUUAUGGAUAAAAAAUUGAUUGCCUGUUGACUGCAUGAUGACUUGCCGCUAUUGAUUCAUAUUAUUUAUAUUUUUAUACAGUGUCAACAUGAAUUUAAGAAAAAGGAAACAAUCCUGGAAGGAAAAUGAGGAAGAAAUUGAUAAGAAUGGCCUUCAUCUCUAUAUCAAAACAUCAACAGGAAAAGGCAGAGGAGUCUAUGCAGGAAAGGCUAUUGAGGCAGGAGAAGACAUAUGUAGGUACCAAGGAAUGGUUCAGGAAACAGAUCCUGCAGAUGAGGAUGACACAUAUGUCUUUGAAAUAAAUUUUAAAGGAAAGAAACUAUGGGUUAAUGCAACAAAAGAAGAUGACACAUUUGGAAGGCUGAUCAAUGAUAAUCAUAAAAACCCAAACUGUAGAGCCAAGGUUUUCGAGUCUGAUGGUCAGCCCCAAAUUGUGUUUAAAGCCACAAGAUACAUACAAAAAGAUAAGGAAAUUUGCUACAACUAUGGACCAGGCCCAUAUCCAUGGCGAACAAAGAUGAAACUUUCAACUUCAAGGAACCUUCUCCAAUAUUUGCUGUAACAUCAGGGUUUGAUGUUCCUGAACCGAUGAAGAGUUGCCUGAAGAAGUUUAAGCUGGAGUUCCAGAAAAGCAUAAACAAAGAUACAACCCAUGUUGCAAUGCAUACAGUUCCAAGUGCAAGUCAAGUCUGCGACCGCAGUUUAAAAUUUUUGAUUGGAAUCUCAAAAGGGCUUUGGGUGGUUAACGAUGGGUGGUUGACUGACAGCGUGAAGGCCAACAGGAUCAUGCUAGAGGAUGACUAUGAAAUCAAAGGAGACAGUAUCAUUUCUGCUGAACAUGAGAGUCCCAGAAAGGCUAGGACUAGGUCGUCACCUUUGUUUCAAGAUUAUUCUUUUAUACUCCUGAAUUUCGAUGGAGAUGGGAAGCUUAGUCCAGACAACUGUUUAAAUUCCCAUGGCAAACGUACAAUGUUUAGAAAGGACUACUUGGUGUACAGGUGGACGACAGACGGCCGGAUAGUGAUUCGUAACAAUCAAGGAGGUCAUGCCCAUGUAACCAAGUUAUCUGAGCUGAGUGCAUACCCGGACCCACCAUUGCCGACCACCACUACGACAAAUCCAACUAUGUCUGCAGCCACCGCUAGCUCUGCUAUCAAGUCAAAUGCCAGUAUUAAUGCGCGUGAAACCACCAAAAUACCACCAAAGAAAUCAUUUCUCAAAGCAGCCAGAAAUUUUAACUCAAGAGCCCCAAAAUCAUCAUCACAAACUAAAUCCGCAACAAUGAGCGCAACAACCAAAAAUGCUACCCAUGGAAGUGGUGACUAA